AUGCCCGCACCUGCCUCCCCACCCCGCCUGCCUCGGCCAUCCCUGCUGCUGCCUCUGCUGCUGGGCCUCACAGGUGUGGCAGGUGAGACGGAGCUGCAGGUGAACCAGCCUGAGAGGUCAGUGUCUGUCGCAGCCGGACAGACAGCCACUCUGCGCUGCACCCUGACCUCCCUGCUCCCCAGUGGGCCGGUUGAGUGGUUCAGGGGAACAGGGCCAGCCCGGGAGUUAAUCUUCAGUUUCAGAGGAGGCCACUACCCCCGAGUAACAAAUGUUGCAGACACCACAAAGAGAAACAGCACGGACUUUUCCAUCCGCAUCAGUAACAUCACCCCAGCAGAUGCCGGUACCUACUACUGUGUGAAGUUCCAGAAAGGGGCCCCUGAUGUGGAGUUUAAGUCUGGACCAGGCACCAGGAUGUUUGUACGUGCUAAGCCCUCUCUUCCAGAGGUUUCGGGCCCCUCCAACAGGGCCAGCCCAGGCCAGACAGUGAAUCUCACCUGCACAUCAACUGGCUUCUUUCCCAAAAACAUACACCUGAAAUGGCUUGAAAAUGAUGUGGAGCUUCCGGCAUUUCAGACCCUGGUCUUCCUGCCUAGAGAUGCUGGAUCCUACACCAUCGUCAGCACGGUGCUGGUGACCCUUGACUUAUCCUCACUCCACUCCCAGCUCACCUGCCAAGUGGCUCACAGUACAUUGCAGAGCCCCCUCAGUAGGCACGUGAACAUCUCCAAAUUCCUCCAAGUUAUACCCACAGUGACUGUUUCAUCCCACCGAGUCCCAAGCCUCCAGCUGGCCAUCCUCACCUGCUACGUGCAAAGGUUCUACCCUGAAGUCAUACAAAUCACCUGGCUGGAGGUGAACAGACGCUUUAAGGCCUGUGAGCCUCCCACCCCCACCAAGAACCCAGACGGCACAUUCAACCAAGACAAUCAUAUCCUGGUUUACACCUCAGAGGACAAAGCGCUGUUCACCUGCGAAGUGCGGCAAGAGGCCCAGCCACUGAUCCAGGCCCGCGUGCGGCUGAGCCCCAGAGAAAGUGAGAGCCUGGACCGGGAGGGUCAGUAG
This is a messenger RNA of Odobenus rosmarus divergens (Pacific walrus), 1065 nucleotides long. RefSeq names its product signal-regulatory protein beta-1 isoform 3-like. The transcript is spliced from 5 exons. The record is from RefSeq and is a predicted model, not a curated record. NCBI's taxonomy places the organism in Eukaryota, Metazoa, Chordata, Mammalia, Carnivora, Odobenidae. Gene Ontology annotation, biological process: positive regulation of T cell activation; positive regulation of phagocytosis. Gene Ontology annotation, cellular component: plasma membrane. Bases 1 to 1065 code for a protein of 354 amino acids.